AUUGAAGUUUACACUUUACCUUUACUUUACUGCAGGACUUUUAAGGGAUUUGCUUUCUUGGAUCACGAAAUAAUAACAAUUCAAGAUGCCGAAAGAACAAUUUCGCGAAGCUGAUGUUAUCAAAAAAAUCUCCCAUGUGCAAUUUUGCAUCAACAGCCCUGAAGAAAUUCAACAGGAAUCGCAUUUGAGAAUUGUUUCAAAAAAUCUCUAUCAAGGACAACGUGAACCCGUUCCGUAUGGAGUCUUGGACAAGAAAAUGGGCAUAAGUUCAAAAGACACCUUGUGUGAAACGUGUGCCCAAGGACUAAAUGAAUGUAUUGGACAUUUUGGUUAUUUGGAUUUAGCUUUGCCAGUGUUUCAUAUUGGUCACUUUCGGUCGACAAUAUGCAUUUUACAAACUAUUUGCAAAGCGUGUUCACAUGUGAUGCUCAAAGAACAGGAUAAGCUUAUGUAUGAAAAGAAAUUGCUCAACGAAAACUUUUCUUACCUUGCAAAAAAAUCGUUGCAUUCCCAGAUCCUUACAAAGGCAAAGAAGCAAACUAAGUGUCCCAAUUGCGAUGCAGUAAAUGGUGGUGUAAAGAAGGGCGUGGGAUUAAUGAAAAUUCUACAUGACCCAUUUAAAGGAAAAAAAAACGAUCCAAUUAUAACAAAUGCUCUAGAUGAACUAUUAGCUGCUACGGAUAAUAAUAGAGAAUUGAACCAAAUGAUGAAUGCAUAUAACCACGUGGAAGAACUUAACCCGCUAACAGUUUUGGAAUUAUUUAAGAAUAUCCCAAAAUCAGAUAUACCGCUUUUAGGAAUGACGGCAAAAGAUGCCAAUCCAGCUAAUUUAAUUGUCACCAGAGUUUUUGUGCCACCUGUUUGCAUUCGUCCUUCAGUACUGUCAGAAGUUAAAGCUGGAACUACUGAGGACGAUCUUACAAUGAAACAAAGUGAAAUUCUACUUAUAAACGAUGUAAUACAUAAACAUAUGACAAGCGGUGGAAAAAUAGAACUUAUUCAAGAGGAUUGGGAUUUUCUACAGCUCCAUGUUGCUCUUUACUUUCAUAGUGAAAUUUCUGGCAUACCAAUCAACAUGGUUCCAAAAAAACCGACUCGUGGUAUUGUGCAACGUCUUAAAGGAAAACAGGGACGUUUUCGAGGGAAUCUCUCAGGCAAACGUGUUGACUUCUCCGGGCGAACAGUAAUUUCACCAGAUCCUAACCUUAUGAUUCACCAAGUUGGCGUACCCGACAGAGUGGCGAAAAUCCUCACCUAUCCGGAGCGUGUUAAUCCAGCAAAUAUCCAAAAGAUGAAACAACUUGUAAAAAACGGAACUAACAAGCACCCUGGGGCUAAUUACGUCCAACAACGCGGAAGUACAUUUAAAAAAUACCUCGCUUACGGUAAUAGAGACAAAGUUGCUCAGGACCUUAAAUCUGGUGAUAUUGUUGAACGACAUUUGUGUGACGGCGAUAUAGUGCUGUUUAAUAGGCAGCCAAGUUUGCACAAAAUGAGUAUAAUGAGUCAUCAAGCUAAAGUGCAGCCUCAACGCACGUUUCGUUUCAAUGAAUGUGCCUGUACCCCAUACAAUGCUGACUUUGAUGGAGAUGAAAUGAAUUUGCACUUACCUCAGACCGAAGAAGCUCGAGCUGAAGCUUUAGUUCUGAUGGGAAAUAAAUCUAAUUUGAUUACACCAAAAAAUGGAGAGAUUCUUAUCGCAGCAACACAGGAUUUCAUCACUGGAGGCUACCUUUUAACACAGAAAGAUGAAUUUUUAACUAAGGAGCAAGCAAUGCAGUUAGCGGCAUGUAUGUUAGCCGGUCCAGAUUCAAACAUGGUUAUUGAAAUGCCUCCUCCAGCUAUUUUAAAACCCCGAAAGUUAUGGACCGGUAAACAAAUCUUCAGUCUUUUAAUGCGGCCAAAUAGUAAUUGCCCAGUUAAAGUUAAUUUGAUUACAAAAGGAAGAAACUAUACAACAAACUUUGAUCUGUGUGUAAGAGAUUCAUGGGUUAUAAUCCGGAAUUCCGAGUUGUUAUGUGGUUCAAUGGACAAAGGAACUAUGGGAUCAGGAACAAAAAACUGCGUGUUCUAUGUUAUUUUACGAGAUUUCGGGGAAGUAUUUUCAACAAAAUGCAUGUGGCGUCUUGCAAGGAUGGCAUCUUUCUUCAUGCAAAACCGAGGUUUUUCUUUCGGCAUCAGCGAUGUAACACCCAGCUUUAAAUUACUUGAAGAAAAGCAAAAACUACUCGAAAAAGGAUAUCAAAAAUGUGACGAAUAUAUUAUUCAAAUGAAAAAAGGAACUCUGCAAUGUCAACCAGGCUGUACUCCAGAACAAACCCUAGAGGCCGUAAUGCUUCGAGAAUUGUCCAGUAUUCGUGAGCAAGCAGCUAAGGCGUGCUUUCGUGAAUUGCAUCCUACAAAUAGUGCGCUGAUAAUGGCUCUUUCGGGAUCAAAAGGUUCCAAUAUCAAUAUUUCUCAGAUGAUUGCAUGUGUUGGUCAACAAGCCAUCAAUGGAAAACGAGUUCCAAAUGGCUUUGAGGACAGAGCAUUACCCCAUUUCGAAAAGCUUUCAAAAAUACCGGCUGCCCGAGGUUUCGUUCAAAAUAGUUUCUUUUCUGGAUUGACCCCAACUGAGUUUUUUUUCCAUACAAUGGGUGGACGUGAGGGCUUGGUAGAUACUGCUGUUAAAACAGCUGAGACUGGAUAUUUACAAAGACGAUUAGUUAAGUGCCUCGAAGAUUUAGUCGUACAUUAUGAUGGUUCGGUUCGAAAUGCCAUUGGGGAAAUUGUUGAGCUUAUAUAUGGUGGAGAUGGUUUAGAUCCUGUAUUCAUGGAAGUAAAAAACAAACCAGUAGAUUUCUUUAGGCAGCUAAAUCAUUUACGUGCCGUUUAUCCAUUCAGAGAAGAAAAGGCUCUUAAAUCCGUUGAUAUAGAACCGUUUGCUAGGAAAGUCUUACAAGAAAAUUAUUUCGCCACUUCACGUAAGGACUUUCAAAACGAAGUUUUAGAUUUCAUUAGAAAAAUAAGUAAACGUAUUGGUGAGAUUCAAGAAAAAUACAAGAAUAACCGAAAUUUGGCAAAUGAAAUAGACCGACUGAGUGAAGGACAGAUACGAAAGUUUAUGGAGCGGGUAAAUGACAAAUACAAUCGAGCUGUUACUGAGCCGGGGACAGCUGUUGGUGCUGUUGCAGCUCAAAGUAUUGGUGAACCGGGAACACAGAUGACAUUGAAAACUUUUCAUUUUGCUGGUGUGGCUUCAAUGAACAUCACACAGGGGGUUCCGCGUAUAGUAGAGAUCAUUAACGCAACUAAAACAAUCUCAACGCCAGUCAUAACCGCCGAAAUUUACAAUAAUACCAGCAUGGAAUUUGCUCGAAAAGUCAAAUCUCGUAUUGAAAAGACAACUCUUGGAGAGAUAUCAUCAUACAUUGAAGAAGUUUACAAACCAAGCGACUGUUUUAUAGUUAUAAAGCUGGACCUUUAUCGAAUCAAAGUCUUGGGACUAGAAAUUAAUGCUGAUACAAUUCGUUACUCCAUUUGCGUCUCCAAAUUGCGUGUGAAACCAGCACUAGUGGACGUUGUUGGGUCUUCAGUACUUAUUGUACGUAUUGAUAGUAGCAAGCACGGCAGCGGCUUAAAUGCAGAGCUGCAACGCUUAACUGCUUCAAUCCAAAACGUGGUAGUGGCUGGCCUUUCAAAUAUAUCACGGGCAGUAAUUGCUGUAGACGAUACAGUAUUCCCUCAUACCUACAAACUUUGCAUUGAAGGAGCUGGACUGAGGGAUGUAAUGGCUACUUAUGGAGUUGUGGGUUCGAAGACUAAAAGCAACAAUAUUUGGGAAGUUUACAACACCUUAGGUAUAGAAGCUGCCCGAACGACUAUUAUGACUGAGAUAACGGAUGUAAUGGAGGGCCAUGGUAUGACGGUGGACCAUCGCCAUAUAAUGUUGCUAGCAAGCCAAAUGACUAGUCGUGGAGAGGUGUUGGGAAUCACCCGACAUGGUUUAGCGAAAAUGAGGGAAAGUGUUUUUAAUCUAGCAUCGUUUGAAAAGACUGCGGAUCACCUUUUUGAUGCAGCAUAUUAUGGCCAAACUGAUGCUGUUGAUGGAGUUUCGGAAAGAAUUAUUUUGGGUAUGCCAGCUGCUAUUGGAACAGGACUUUUCAAACUCGUACAUAACCACAAAGAUACAAAUCUGGUACCCUGUGAACUACCUCUUUUUAAAAUUUCAUCUGCAGCAUAAAACAUUUUUAAUUUUUUUU
This is a messenger RNA of Eupeodes corollae, 4241 nucleotides long. RefSeq names its product DNA-directed RNA polymerase III subunit RPC1 (gene Polr3A). The record is from RefSeq and is a predicted model, not a curated record. Bases 86 to 4222 code for a protein of 1378 amino acids. The transcript has 13 exons. NCBI's taxonomy places the organism in Eukaryota, Metazoa, Arthropoda, Insecta, Diptera, Syrphidae. Gene Ontology annotation, biological process: DNA-templated transcription. Gene Ontology annotation, molecular function: DNA binding; DNA-directed RNA polymerase activity.